Molecule: messenger RNA, 1820 nt
Organism: Vespa velutina
Lineage: Eukaryota; Metazoa; Arthropoda; Insecta; Hymenoptera; Vespidae
Gene: cN-IIIB
Product: 7-methylguanosine phosphate-specific 5'-nucleotidase
Exons: 6
Coding region: 531-1415 (294 amino acids)
Cellular component (GO): cytoplasm
Molecular function (GO): magnesium ion binding; 5'-nucleotidase activity
Source: RefSeq, a predicted model, not a curated record
CGUUGGUCAACUUGUCAAAUUAAGAAAUUCGAUAGAUCAUUAUAUGUAAUGAAAUUAUAUUAUCAGUUACAUCGGGAAAAAGCCGAAAAUAUUGCGAUAUAAACAAUAUUUUUUUUGCUUGAUAGAAAAUUUUAUUUGUUAUGCACAUGCGCGACAAUUCUUUCAAUAAAAUAAUAAAAUGGAAUGCUAACUUCCAUGCUAUAACACAUUAUUUAGAGGUUAAAAAGCAAUCGCAAACUUAUUAAUUUAAUAUAUUCCUAAAAAUCUAAGACAAUUUUUAAUAGAUUCUUAAAUAUUUUAAACAAUAUGUUAUAUGCUAAUCUUAUAUGUGUUUACAAUGAUUGUAGUUUCAUAUUUAACCACUUGCGUAUAACACCUUGCGCACAACGAAAUAAGUGCGUGUCUAAAGGAAUCGGAGACCAUCGCGAAAGAGACGUGAUUAGCACUUUAAAAUUGUGAUUUUUAUUCACAAAAGAUAAAAAUUUAUAUGACUAUUUAUAAAAUAAGAUUAUCGCAAUUUGCGAAGAAAGAUGCCCGAUAAACUUACUAUCGAUGACUUUCCUGUUUUAAAGUCAAAACAUGUUUAUAUCAAGGAUACAAAAGCUACGAUAAAUAUUAUUAAUAUUAUGCUGCGUGAUGGAGCAGACCAUCUACAGAUUGUCACAGAUUUUGAUUUAACAUUGACCAAACAACAUGUUGAUGGAAAAUUGGUGCUUAGCAGCUUUGGUUUAUUUGGAAAAUGUAAUCAAUUACCAUCUGCGUAUAUGAAUGAGUCUAGACGAUUAUAUCACAAAUACAGACCUAUAGAAAUUGAUCCAGAUUUACCUUUAAAAGAAAAAAUAGAAGCUAUGAGCGAUUGGAUGAUAGCUGCUGAAAAAUUGUUAAAAGGAAUAGAAUUUGAUCCAAAAGAAUUGUCUGAAGUUGCAGAAAAAUAUGGUACACCUUUACGUGAUGGUACCAAAGAACUUUUGGAAAAGUUAUAUGAGGCUAACAUACCAGUUCUUGUAUUUAGUGCUGGUUUAGGAGAUGUUGUAGAAGCUGUUUUAAAAUGUCAUAAAGUUUUCUUUAAUAAUGUUAAAAUUAUAUCGAAUUUUCUUAAAUAUAAUGGUAACAAAAUAGAUGGAUUCAAAAACAAAAAAUUAAUACAUGUUUUUAAUAAAAAUGAACAUGCUCUUGAGCAAGAAUAUUUUAAAGUUAUUGAAGGAAGACGACAUGUAUUACUAAUGGGUGAUACAACUGGAGAUGCAAGUAUGGUUAAUGGUAUGGAUGACACAAUAGCAGUAUUAAAAAUUGGAUUUUUGUAUGACAAAGCAGAAGAAAAUCUGGCUAAUUAUAUGAAGGAGUUCGAUAUCGUAUUAGUGGAUGAUCAAACAAUGCAAGUGGCAACAGAAAUAUUAAGAACUAUAUUAAAAUAAUUAUAUUAAGAUUUAGAAAUUAUUUAUAAUUUUUUUUUCUUGCAAUGAACAAGAGUUUACAUAAAAACAGUGUACAAAAGUUUUUGUAUUGAGUAUGUUCCACGCAGGGUGUGAAGCCCAAGUAUUCACUUAUUAAAUACUUUAUUAUAUAUAUUUUAAUGUAUUUACGUUUAACUAAAAAUUUUAUAAACUUGAAAAUAAUUAAUUAUCAUUAUUCUGUCGCAUUGACUUACCAGUUGACAAAAAUCAUGCUGUCUUCAUAAAUUAAAGAUAUUGACAUUUUGAUGAACUUUUAGUCUUAUUGCUUUGGAGUUUCAUGCGACUUUUUUUAUUGCGUGUAAAAUGUUAUAUUUUAAAUUAAGUUCUAUGUAAGUUUUAAUUUGGUAUAAAAAAAAUUGUUCAAUA